UGCAGAUGUGGUGUCAUCUCUAUAUCGGCGUCGCGUUUGUUUUUUAAUUUUUGUAGUCUCAGCGAAAAAAAAACUGAAGUUUAAAUCCGGGAUUAUAAACGGGAUCAAACCCAAAUUUACCACGUUAAGCACGGGGAGUGGUAAACAGUUCCAGUCCGAGGUUGCUAGUUAUUAUUUGGCUUGCAAAACGUUCACACACAAUGGCAACCGACACAGUACCCAACUCCGAAAACUUUACGCUCGCCAGUAGUGAGGAGGAUGUGAUAUGUCCCACCUGCGAUGCGAAAAUCAAGCGUAGUCAGGUUGCCGAUCACUGCCAAGUCGAAAUGGAUCGAUUGCAUAGCAUGCAAUUGCGUUCCACAGAUUCCACAGCAUCUCAAGCUGCAUCAGCAACAGCUUCUACAACGACAACUACAACAGAAUCGAAUUCGACAGCAGUCGAAGGUGGACAGCGGAAGCCCUGGACUGUGUUUCAACGUGUGCAACGCAACAGACAAGCGCGACAGCGACAACGAACACGCAAGCGACCCACUCCACCACCUCCAUCAGCCCCAGCACUUGCAACAGCCCCUGCAACCAGUCAAGCCACUCAGGAAACUACCAGCACCAGCAGCAGCAACAGCUGCAUCUGCCCAGUGUGCAAUAAGAACUUCCCACAGGCACAGAUUCAAGAGCAUGCGAAUCAGUGUCUGCGGUCAAGUCGCCGCAACGGGCAAAGCAACGGAGAGCGACAGCAGGCAUCAAGUGAUGACGAUGACGACAGCGAGGAGUACGAGGAAUACGAAUGGGCAGGCCAGAAGCGCAUACGGGUCUCGACACUCGUCCAGGGUGGUUACGGGUCAUUGAGUCUGGGACAGACAAUCAAAUAUAAUGGUGGGCAGCAGGCGAACGACGAUGACGAUGAUGUGAAUGUCGACGAGGAUGAUACUCACAUCUAUGGACCUACGCAAUAUGGUGAAGCAGAUGUCAUACCGCUGGCGAACGAGGACGCCGACGAAGGCGGUGUUUCGGAAGCGGAUGUGACCAGUUACGUAAGGCGGCUUAUAUCCUCCAAUGAGACGCCAAAAAGCAGCAAUGUCAACCAUUCCGCUAGCGAGACAAAUGAGCAAACGACUGAAGCAAUGGAUGAGGCAGCCACAGCGGCUAGCCUGGAGCCAUCCACAUCUCAAGGAACGACACCUUCGACGUCGCGUAGCAGCAGAUCUGCAACUCAAAAUCAAGCCCAUAACCAGCAACAAAUCAUCGAGUCACUGAAAGCUCGCUUACGUCUGUAUGAGAAGCAGGCACAGAGCAAGUUCAAGUGCCUGAUCUGCAUCGAUGAUUACAAGAAUCCCGCCAUAUCCGUAUCCUGUUGGCAUGUCCACUGUGAACAGUGCUGGCUCCAGACUCUAGGCGCCCGUAAGCUGUGUCCCCAAUGCAAUUCCAUAACCACCCCAAAAGAUCUGCGACGCAUUUACCUGUAGAUGAAUAGACUAAGCUCUAGAGUGGUCAACUAUGACUUGUUAUAAUGUUGCAAAGUAGCUUAUUACAUUAUUAUUAACAUUCGAUUAUUCGAUUGGACUUCGCCCACAUCGGGUUCCGAUACGGAACAGGACGGGACUGGCCAAGGAUCUUUGCCUCGCCGUUCGUUUUUGUAGUUUUAGUUGACAAUCCUUCAUAUUUAUACAAACAACAGCAAAGAUUACAGCUAUGAUUAUCGUACGUGACAUUACAAUAAGAAUUAUGUAACUUAC
Messenger RNA from Drosophila sulfurigaster albostrigata, 1733 nucleotides. It is a transcript of the gene RNF220, whose product is annotated as E3 ubiquitin-protein ligase Rnf220. Gene Ontology annotation, biological process: protein ubiquitination. Lineage: Eukaryota; Metazoa; Arthropoda; Insecta; Diptera; Drosophilidae. The transcript has a single exon. Gene Ontology annotation, molecular function: ubiquitin protein ligase activity; metal ion binding. The record is from RefSeq and is a predicted model, not a curated record. The coding region runs from base 201 to 1463 and encodes 420 amino acids.